Messenger RNA from Notolabrus celidotus (New Zealand spotty), 2413 nucleotides. RefSeq lists its product as uncharacterized. Bases 231 to 1244 code for a protein of 337 amino acids. The record is from RefSeq and is a predicted model, not a curated record. The transcript is spliced from 6 exons. Lineage: Eukaryota; Metazoa; Chordata; Actinopteri; Labriformes; Labridae.
UUGGCAAUAACAAAGCAUUCAAAAAGAAAUCCAGACUGCAUGUCCCCCCUGUAGGGUUGUCUGGAGGAAUGCAUGGAGCCUCCCUCCAUAAAUCCAAAGUGAUGGCUGCACAGAAGGAGGUUGCAUGAAGUUUUACUCCGCCCACUUGCACUUGCUCCUGUUGCUCAUUAGAGGCUUUCUGUAUCGUCACUGGAGACUUCACACUAUCUGUGGCUUUCAUCGCCAUCGCCAUGGAACGAGGGCUUUCGUGUGUCUGUUUGCUAUCUUUGUUACUUCUCAAAGAGACAAUUGGUUUCAAAGUCCAGAAUAAGCUGCUGGGGAAAUGCCUGCAGGUGCAAGAAGGAUCUUAUGGAGGUAGAGUGUCUCUGCGUGAUUGCAGCCCCUAUUCGGCCUUACAGGAAUGGCGAUGGCUCCCAGACAGCCAGGCUCUCAGCAGUCACCACACUGGGGAGUGUUUAACUGCACCAAGAGAGCAGUAUGAAGGUGUCCAUCUGCAGUCCUGCAUCUCCAAGGCGGACGGAGACGAGACUGGUGAUGAAGUCGCUAUGGUGGAAAAGGACAGGGAGGCAAGCAGCCAAGCUUGGUCCUGUUCCAAGAAAGGACACAUUACUCUGAUAGGGAGGGGGCUGCAUCUUAGUGCCACACAAGAAUCCACUUUGGUCUUCCUUUCAAGGGAACAUAAGCAGCAGGGCAGCAGGUGGCGUACUCUUGACAACCAGACGUUGUGCAGUGGAAGGGACAGUAAACCUCACCAACACCAACCUGUCCACCACCUGGAGCCAUCUUUGGAGCCAGGGAUAUUUAAAGGUACCAUUCCUGAAACACACAGAGAGGCUGAACCAGUUGAAGGUACUGAGGCCACUGAAACAUACACUACAAAAGAAGACCCCCUUUCUUCCCUCAGCACCAAAUCCCCUGCAGAUCCCACUAUGAUUUUCUUCAGUAUGGACUAUGGGAUGGGCUGGAAGAUAACCAUGCUGGUACUCAGCUCUUUGGCUCUGGUCCUGGGGACUGUGAUUCUUAUCCUCAGUGUUUACAGCAACAGGAGGAAGAAGGUGGUGUGCGUUUUAAAGUCAUACACUCCAAGAUCAGAGAUGAGUGUUCCUGGAUCCCCUGUGCCCAGUGAAAGAGCGCCACUAACAGAGCAUGCCAUGCGUCUCCCACAAUCCACCCCCACUUUGCAACGAGGAGAAAUCCUGAUUCAGUGGAAGGAUGGUACUGUCACUCCACUUUAUGAGGCCUGAAUGUGUUUGUUAGUGCAACCAUGUAUUUUUUCUUGUAUGUGUCCUGAAUGUCUGUAGUGAAGACGAAACAUGUGGAAACAAAAAGGACCAAAUAAGGUAGUGUUUUGUUAGGUAUUUGACUUCUUUCAUCCAAGUGUUACCAGGCUGCUUCAUAAAAAUGAAAUUUCAUGGAUCAGUAUCGGACCGUGUCAGUGAGGCUUAGCUGCCACAGGAAGAUAAAAGCUGACAUGAAGCUGCCAGUACAGAAAAUUUGGACUUUCACUUUUCAAUAAUAGUGAGUCCUGACCACUGGUGUUUGAGAUUUGAGGGAUUGUAUGUUAGACUGUAAAAUUACUGUUUAAGCAGUCUGAAAUUGUUUGACUUACUAGAAGUACUAUUUAAGGGCUCAACAAAGCAACCAAUAUAUUAGACCUUACUUGGAUAAACACUUAGGAAACCUAUCUUUGUUUGCCAGGGCCUCAGAUGAACUGUUUUCUAGACUGAUGUUAGACACGUUGGGCUGUGGUGUUGGACAAGGCGUUCUUUCCUUGACAUGUUUGUUUUAUUGAUUCUGAUGUUUAAAAGGCUUCAAAGCAAUUUUCCGCUGAGCUGAACAAAUUACACUCAUUAAACCACACCUCAAAUUCUGAAACUCACACCUUUAAUGUUAGGAUUAAAAGGCGUUUUUACUGAAGUAUAAUUAAAGUAGCGUAGCAAAUAUGUGACUUUGACAACAGUUGAUACCUUAACAGUAUUAUUUAGCUUGUAGCCAAUAGAAUUGCUUUGAAGAGUGAUUGAGGUGUAUAAGGAGAGAAUCUUGACCUUAACAGUAUUAUUGUGUAGUGUUUAUUUUUAUAUGCACUUUGCUCUGACACUUACUUAACCUAAGUAUGCUGCAAUAAUGAACAUGGUCAUAACAUUUACUUAAACUUGAUAGUCUUUUUCCAACCUUUGUACAGCAGCUAACGAGACAAACUGUGCUCACUUUUCUUUUCCUUCCAGAGAAAAUCAUAUGAUAGUAAAUUAUAUGAUACAGUUGGAAGCUCCAGAAACAGCUUGUGUGGACACUGUCUUGUCGACAAUUGACGUUUUAUUUGUUUUGCACUGACCUAGCUGACAGCCACUAUGUAGCAGUUGUGUUAGUUCACUUAACAUUGAAGUAAGCUAAUAAAACAAUUUUUUUACACUGA